AUGUCAUCAAAGUUCGGCUGCAGGCCGGGAAUGCGCAUGCAGAUACAUCGUCGUGCCGCUGCUCCAAUCCUAGGAUAUGGAGCUCUCAAUGCCAUUCUCUUUGUGGCUUACAACCGGUCAUUGAAAGCUUUGGAUGGGUCUGUAACAGACCCCACUAAUCCGGUGGGAGUCUCACCAUACAACAUUUGGCUCGCAGGAGCUGCAGGCGGACUGGCUAGCUGGACAAUUUCAUCGCCGACCGAGUUCAUUAAAUGUCGGGCCCAGCUAGAUCGCCGCCCAGAAGUGUCAUCGUGGACGGUAGCCAAGGACAUAUUUCACACGCGCGGAUGGAGGGGGCUCUAUUAUGGUGGAGGGAUUACUAGCGCCAGAGAUGCAAUUGGCUACGGAUUCUAUUUCUGGUCUUAUGAACUUUGCAAAAGAUUUAUGACUUCUGAAGAUGAUGGUCAAUACCAGGCUGCUAUGAACAUUUUGCUCUGCGGCGGCAUUGCUGGCGUUGUCACUUGGGGCUCGGUGUUUCCUUUGGACAUGAUCAAGACGAGGCUGCAGGCACAGACUAUUGAUUACGGCCGGGGGACCGAAACCCAGUCUCUUCUACAUCAGCGCCAGACGCUGAAUUCUUUCCAGAUUGCGAAAGAAACCUACCGCGCCGAGGGAAUUAAGGCAUUCUAUCGAGGUCUUGGAGUCUGCAGCGUCAGAGCAUUCAUGGUGAAUGCUGUCCAGUGGGCAGCCUACGAAUGGUUGAUGAAGAGCUUCAGUCAAUGGGGCACACAAGUGAAGCUCCAAGAAUCCACGGUGGGUCUGUAG
This is a messenger RNA of Penicillium salamii, 804 nucleotides long. Lineage: Eukaryota; Fungi; Ascomycota; Eurotiomycetes; Eurotiales; Aspergillaceae. The record is from the annotation of a GenBank genome assembly.